AUGGAUCCUAAAAAGAUAUUACAAAAGCCAUCCUUGGCUUAUACGAGUAAUCCAAAUUAUAGAAAACCUCCCAAAACUCCUAACCCCUACUUACAAUGCCUAGGAACACCACAUAUAGACUCGUUUAAUUACAUGAUCCAAGAUGGCCUAAAAGCUGCUAUAGCGGACUUAAUACCCGCAGAAUUUGAAAUGCCUAGCGGCGAAAAGGUAAAAAUCACGAUAGAUGAGGCAGCAUUUGCCAAGCCAAGUGUACCCAUGGAAGCAGUCGGAGUCAAAAAUCAGAAAGUUAGUCCUACUGAAUGUAGGCAACGAGCUGCAACAUACAAGGGAGACUUUAAGAUUAGACUAAGUUUUGUUAUUGAUGGAAAGACAACAACUAUGGAUAGGUCUCUAGGAUCUCUGCCUAUAAUGUUAAAGUCUAAGGUGUGUCAUUUAGCUGAUCUAUCACCUGAAGAACUUGUAAAACAAAAUGAACAUGCAGAUGAAUGGGGAGGCUAUUUCAUAAUUAAGGGUCAUGAACGUCUAGCCCGAAUGCUGCUUGUAACACGCCGUAAUUAUCCUGUUGCAAUUAAGAGAUCUGGAUGGAAAAUGAGAGGCAAUCUCUUCUCUGACUAUGGUAUUAUGGUUCGCUGUGUAAAAUCUGAUCAAACAAGUACUAACAAUGUGCUUCAUUUUCUUCAAAAUGGUACAUGUAAAUUGAUGUUCUCCCACCGCAAAGUCAUGUACUAUGCUCCACUGAUAUUGAUAAUGAAGUGUCUCAUUGACUGUCCGGACCACUACAUAUAUAGAUUGUUAUUAAAUGGCAAAAAGAAUGAUUUAUACUAUGUCAAUUGUAUACAAAACAUGCUCCGUGAACUCCAUGAACAGGGUCUUCACACAUCUGAAGAGUGUAGAUCUUAUCUCGGUAGGAUGUUCAGGCCUCGUCUCUCAGAACUGCCAUCAUGGAAAUCUGAUGAGGAUGCAGCUGAUUUCUUGCUAAAGAGAUGUGUCUUGAUCCACCUAAAUGGAUAUACAGACAAGUUUCAUGCUUUAGUGUAUAUGGCACAGAAAUUGUUUGAUUUAGUACAAAAUAAAUGUAAGGUAGAAGGUGCUGACGCUGUGAUGGUCCAGGAGCUUCAAGUGGGCGGACAUCUUUAUCUACAAGUUCUAAAAGAACGCUUACAAAUGUUAUUGUAUAUUCUUAAAGCCAAUUUACUAAAACGAGCCAAAACUGCUAAGAAGUUUUCAAUUGACUCUAAAGAACUCCAACAAUUAAUUAGGAUGGCGGGUUCCUUAGAGCAGAAGAUGGAAACAUUCCUCGCUACCGGCAAUGCACCUUCGAACAAUGUCAACUUAGCACAAUACAAAGGACUCACAAUUGUUGCGGAGAACAUCAAUAGGAUGCGAUAUAUGUCGCAUUUCAAGGCAAUCCACCGGGGCUCAUUCUUCAUGGAGAUGCGAACAACGGAGGCCCGCCAGCUGCUGCCCGACGCGUGGGGCUUCGUGUGCCCGGUGCACACGCCCGACGGCGCGCCCUGCGGACUGCUCAACCAUCUCACCGCCUCCGCUCAGGUGACCCAGCCACCAGACCCGAAGCAACUAGCGUCUUUACCAUUCGUCUUAGAAAAGUGUGGUAUGGAACCCAUAAGCUUUAUUUCCCAAACCCCACCGUCUCACGACGUGUACAAAUACCCAGUGUUCAUCGAUGGUAGAUUGGUGGGAUUCUUGCCUGAAGACAUAGUGUCUAAAGUUACAUCGUAUUUGCGCAUUUUGAAGGUGAAAGGGGAAGAUGUGCCUAUAUCCACUGAAAUUGUAUUGAUACCUAAGAAACAGAUCUGCGCGCAGUACGCGGGCGUGUUCCUGUUCACGUCGGAGGCGCGCAUGAUGCGGCCUGUCAUCAACCUCACCACCGGUCAGCUGGAGCUCAUCGGCACCAUGGAACAGCUGUACCUGGACGUGGCCGUCACACAGACUGAGAUUAUAAAAGGUAAAACAACGCAUUUGGAGCUGUCAAAAUCGGCGUUUAUGAGCAAUCUCGCCCAACUAGUGCCGAUGCCGGACUGCAACCAGUCGCCUCGUAAUAUGUACCAAUGUCAGAUGGGGAAGCAAACCAUGGGUACUCCCAUACACACAUGGGGUACCAACGCAGAGACCAAGUUGUACCGUCUACAAAGUGGGGCCACCCCACUGUUCAGACCGCUCCACUAUGAUAAUCUAAGUCUAGAUGACUAUCCUGCUGGCACUAACGCGAUAUUGGCUGUUAUUUCUUACACGGGUUACGAUAUGGAAGACGCGAUGAUAAUAAACAAAUCUUCAUACGAAAGGGGUUUCGCAGCCGGCACAGUGUACAAGUCUGAAUUCAUUGAGCUGAAGCACUCUUCCUCGUACUUCUGCAGAGACCCCGGCAAGCCCGAACUGGCACCGUAUAUAGAUGAGGAUGGUCUGCCGGCUGUUGGUGCCAGGGUUCAACCAGAGGAUCCGUUUUACUGUUUCUACGACGGAGAGAAGAGCCAGUUCGCAGUGAGCAAGUACCACGGCAAGGAGGAGGUGUUCGUGGACAGUGUGCGCCUCUGCGGGGACUUCUCGCCCCGCGCCCCGCGCAAGGCCUGCGUCGUCGUACGCAUACAGCGUAACCCAACAGUGGGUGACAAGUUCGCUUCCCGAGCCGGGCAGAAGGGUAUUUGCUCGCAGAAAUGGGCGGCGGAGGACCUCCCCUUCACAGAGUCAGGCCUCAUCCCGGACAUUCUGUUCAACCCCCAUGGUUUUCCUUCCAGAAUGACCAUAGCUAUGAUGAUAGAGUGCAUGGCGGGCAAAGCGGCAUGUCUGCAUGGACAUGUGCACGACGCAUCCCCAUUCCGCUUCAACGAAAAGGACACAGCCAUCAACUACUUCGGCAGGCUUCUGGAAGCCGGUGGUUACAACUACUUUGGUACAGAGAGGCUGUACAGCGGCGUGGACGGUCGUGAGAUGAAGGCAGAUAUCUUCUGCGGCCUCGUGCACUACCAGCGGCUGAGGCACAUGGUGUCUGAUAAGUGGCAGGUGCGUACAACGGGCGCGGUGGACGCGCUCACCCGCCAGCCGGUGAAGGGGCGGCGGCGCGGCGGCGGCGUGCGCCUCGGGGAGAUGGAGCGCGACGCGCUCAUCUCGCACGGCGCCGCAUUCCUGCUGCAAGACCGUCUGUUCCACUGCUCCGACAAGAGCGAGGCAAUGCUCUGUUCAAAAUGUGGAACUCUCCUUGGCCCAAUAGCUGGCAACACCGAUGGAAAAAAAGAAACGUGCAAAUUGUGUGGAGAAGGAAACUUACUAUCAAUAUCUAUUCCAUAUAUCUUUAAAUUUUUUGUGACCCAGCUAGCCUCAGUUAAUAUUAACGUUAAAAUAAAUUGCAACACUAAAUUAGCAAUACAAAGU
This is a messenger RNA of Brenthis ino (lesser marbled fritillary), 3387 nucleotides long. The record is from the annotation of a GenBank genome assembly. Lineage: Eukaryota; Metazoa; Arthropoda; Insecta; Lepidoptera; Nymphalidae.